UUUUUUCCCGGUCAGACAUCCAGGAAUGCAUCGACGCUAGGGCGAAGAAUUUGAUGUGCUUUUGCAAGAGUGGUGUUUUUGCUGCCCAAAGUAGUUUAAAGUCCGAAAGGAAAAUUGAAGGGAAAAGCCACAACAGAAAUAAAACAACCCAUACAAGGCUUGAAAAAUGGAGCAAUUUGAGCAACUACUCACGUGUUGCGUGUGUCUCGAUCGAUACCGCAACCCGAAGCUGCUACCAUGCCAGCAUUCGUUCUGCAUGGAACCGUGCAUGGACGGUCUGAUCGACUACGUCAAGCGACAGGUCAAGUGUCCAGAAUGCCGUGCCGAGCACCGGAUACCGUACCAGGGUGUACAGGGGUUCCCGACCAACGUCACCCUGCAGCGGUUUCUCGAGCUGCACAUCGAAAUCACUGGCGAACUGCCAGACCCGACGUCCGGUCAGGUGAUGGAACGGUGCAACGUGUGCUCGGAAAAGGCGUACUGUGCGCUGUGUGUGCACUGCGACAAGAAGAUCUGUGCGGACUGCAAGGGUGCCCACAUGGAUAUACUGCGGCGUGAGAUCAGUCGCAUCAACAACCAGAUCCGGCGUGGGCUGCACCGUCUGAAGGAGGUGCUGGCGGUGGUGGAGAAGAACGCAUCGAACCUGCAGAACAACUGCACGAGCGUGUCGGAGGAAAUCGACGAAAUCUAUCGCCGGUUGCAGAAGGCACUGAAGGAUCGUACCGAUCAUUUGCGCCACGAGAUGGACAAGUACAUGUCGACCGAGCUGAAGAAUGUGGUUACGCUGAAGGAAAACCUUGAGCUGGAGAUCGCCAACAUUCAGAGCAAUGCGGACCUGGCGGAGAAGUACAUGAACGAUUCGGUCGAAUGGGACGACUGUGAGCUGAUGGACACGAAGGAGAUCUUUCUGCGCACGGUUGACUUUAUCCGGAACUUUGACUGCGAAACGAUGGACUACAGCCGGAAGGUGCGCUUCAUCAUGAACAUCGAUCCGAACAAGCUGAUCAAUGAGGUGUCCGCGUACGGUGAUCUGAACCUGCCGAACCAUGGUGGGGCAGCUACGAGCCAAAGUCAGGGCAUGCUGCAGCCACCGCCUGGUCCGGGUCUGAUGCGUUCGAAGAGCGAUCACCGGCUGGCCGCACAGUUCCGUCAGCAGCAGGAAGCACAGCCUUGGAAUGCGGACGAGGAACCACUGCUCGGUGGUCGCAAGUUUGGUGAGCGUCCACCGAAACCUGUAACGCAGGAGCGUGAUCGUUAUGGUGGAGAAUCGCGCUACGGACGGGGUACGACCGAUUACGACUACGAUGACGAUACGACCUCAUCCAGUCGUACCGGCAAGGGCCGGUUCCGUUCUCGCUUUGCUCGUUCUCACCAACUCGACAACGACUCAGACAACGAGUCCAAGACGAACACCAAGUCUGCGGCCGAAUUGGAGAAGGAACGCAACAAGGUUAGCAGUACGGAGGAUUGCGCCAAGGGUCCGCUGAGUGGCAUCUUCCGCCUGAUGGAUUCGCCGCGCGUCAUGAAGCGUCUGCAGGACCAGGAAAAGGGCAAGAAGGAGAAGAAAGCCUCACCGGCCACGACACCCACCCUGAACAAACCUUCACCGUUGGGUGUGAAGCCCAAGACCGGUCCACCGACUGCGGCCGCCCGCCAACUGUCGGAGGACGAUGAGAUCGCGAAGAUCAAGCGCCAGAACAAGGGAGCGUCCGGUUCGAACACGACGACCCAGACGACGGGUGUCACAUCGCCACCGGCCCCGGAACCGGAACGACCAGCGGCUGACCGGGUGUCAGCACUGAAGGCAGGCCGUACCGCAACUCCAACGUCAGCCGGUAGCGAUGACAGCGACAGUCCAACGUCACCGGCCCGUCGCUCAUCGCCCCACGUCGAGGCCGAUAGUGAUCAAGAUGAUUCGGAAUCGAACCGUCGCAAUUCGCGACAAUCGUCCGUGGGCAACAAAACGGCCACGGGUGCCGCGCAGAAGAAACCGGUCACUCGCUCCGCUAGCAGCGAAUCAAACUCGUCCAGCGAAAGCUCGAGCGCUUCGCCGGUGCCACCGUCCACGCGUACCACCACCGAACCGCCGGAAGUGAAACCCAAAACGAUCCUCAAGAACGCGAACGAGAACGCGCAGCGUAACGGUACCGCUAGUGCGACCAGCACCGAGACGGCCAAAAAACCGUUCCAGAGCCGGUUCCUGCCCCAGACAGCGCCGGCAGCGCCGGAAAAGAAGGAAGAAUCGGAAAGCAGCUCCGAGGAGGAAACAUCGUCCGAGGAGGAAUCCGAGGAGGAGGAGGAGGAAGAGGAGGAGAAGCCAGCGGCAACUCCGGCGCCCACUGCUGCCCGGUCUUCACCGGUCACGACCACCACGUCCAGCUCGGUGUCGUCACGCGCGCACGACACGCACACACCGAGCAGCCCACUGUUUGGACGCGUGUCCCGCCAGGACUCGUCGGAGAAUUCGCGCAAGAGCUCGCGUGACGAGCUGCGGACGUCCAGCGGGUACUCGAGCCCGACCAGCUACCGUAGCCAGAAUCACUACGAGCGGGAUGAAAGCCCCAAGUAUGGGUCGUCCAGUACGGGGUCGUCGGCACUGCGCUCACGCACCACUGGCCAUGCGGCCGAACCGGAGGACAACAAAUAUGGCAGCGGUUCUGGAUAUACGAGCCGGUUCCUGAACAAGAGCAAAAGCACCGCGGUGGUAGCACCGGAGGACGAGGCAACGGACGAUUCGGACAGUCGGUACGGGGCGGGCGGGCGUAGCCGGUUCACCGCGCUGCAGGACCGUCGCAAUCGGUUGGCCCGUAGCCGUUCGUCACACAACUUUGGUAAUGAUGAUGAGGAGGAUGAGCCCGUAUCACCGACAACCAAUUCGCCAUCGGCCUAUUUGGCUUCGAGGUACGGAGCAUCGUCCUCGCUUGCCUCGCAACCAGCUGACCUGUCCCGCAGCCGCUCGACACACGCCCUCAAGUCCCGUGCCUCGCCGGAACGGAACAGUAGCGCCUCCGGUGGCGAUAAGGAUGGGGCCGCACUCAGCUCCUGGGCCCGGUACCUCAAAAACAAGUACGGCAAUCGAACGACCAAAGACUCGAAGGAUACACCCAGCUCGUCCAGCCUUUCGUCGGGCGUAGGAUCAUCCUCGCUCUCGUCCCCGUCGUCCUCCUCGUCCACGUCCAGUGCGUCGGCUUCGGCUGCCGCCCGGCGACUCAGCCUCGGUUUGCCGUUGCGCCAGACCGAUCUACUCAGCUCGGACGAUGAUUCAAAAAACGGGGUAGGCUCCCCUACCUCUCCUACGGCAGCAGCGGCAGUAGCCGGUAUACCCGGGGCAGCAGGUAUGUCCCCUAGGACGCAGUACCUGCAGAAGCGCCGGCAGCUGUUCCAGAUAGGAGGUCGGGGGAGCGAACCAGGUUCCUUCACGUGGCCGCGCGGUAUCGCCGUCGGUCCGGACAACAGUAUCGUCGUGGCGGACUCGUCCAACCAUCGCGUCCAGGUGUUCGACUCCAACGGCAUCUUCGUCAAGGAGUUCGGCCAGUACGGUAACGGAGAUGGCGAGUUUGACUGUUUGGCCGGUGUUGCGGUUAACCGUAUCGGUCAGUUCAUCAUAGCCGAUAGAUACAACCAUCGGAUUCAGGUGCUUGAUCCGGCCGGUCGUUUUCUGCGAUCGUUCGGCUCGCAGGGCACUACCGAUGGAAAAUUCAACUACCCCUGGGGCAUCACUACCGAUGCGCUAGGGUUCAUCUACGUUUGCGAUAAGGAAAAUCACAGAAUUCAGGUAUUCCAAUCCGAUGGAUCAUUUAUUGGCAAGUUUGGCACCUGCGGCAAGGAAAAGGGUCAGCUCGAACAUCCGCACUACAUCGCCGUCUCGAACACGAACCGUGUCAUCGUGUCCGACUCCAACAAUCACCGGGUGCAGAUUUUUGACGUCAACGGUCGCGUCCUGACAACGUUCGGUGGCGAAGGCUCCGAGGAAGGUCAAUUUAAAUUCCCAAGAGGAGUUGCGGUUGACGAUCAGGGCUACAUCUGUGUGGCCGACUCGGGCAACAACCGCAUCCAGAUCUUCCACCCGGACGGUAGCUUCCUGCGCGCGUUCGGUUCCUGGGGAUCGGGCGAUGCCGAGUUCAAAGGACUCGAGGGCGUUGCGAUCAUGUCGAACGGCAACAUCCUGGUGUGCGAUCGCGAGAAUCAUCGGGUGCAGGUGUUUUAGUGCAACUGUUCACGAAGUCUUUUAAUCGAAAUUCGGCAACAGCGGCAUCGGUACAGUGCAAUCGGAUGGUUAUGUUAUUUCUAGCCAACAAUUUUCCUAGAGUCCUAGAAAUUGUGCCAAACCAACAAUUUAAUACAAAGCAGAAUUAUUAUCAAUUUCCUUCAUCCAAGAGGUUUCCUUCUCGUCUUCAUAAGGGCCAAAUAUUUUGAAUCCAUUUUUAUCAAGCUCUUUCAUCAUAAAAAAAUCAAGUAAAUCACAAAAUUAUGGAAGAAAAUUCGUAAUACGGCCCCUCCGAAUCGCUCGCUAGCAUAAUGAAAGCAGACGACUUUAGUGUAAUGUGUGCGUGUGUUUGGUCGUGUGUCGGCUGUACCACUCACAUCGAUCAAUGGGGUGCAUGAUGGGAUGGAUCCCGUAACAUUACUGCAUUGCCUUUUUGCUAGAUAGUUAGAUGGAAUAAAAGGUUGUUUUUUUUGUCUGGAGUUUUCAACGCGA
Messenger RNA from Anopheles stephensi (Asian malaria mosquito), 4699 nucleotides. RefSeq names its product RING finger protein nhl-1-like. Gene Ontology annotation, molecular function: translation repressor activity; ubiquitin protein ligase activity; zinc ion binding. NCBI's taxonomy places the organism in Eukaryota, Metazoa, Arthropoda, Insecta, Diptera, Culicidae. Gene Ontology annotation, biological process: proteasome-mediated ubiquitin-dependent protein catabolic process; protein polyubiquitination; negative regulation of translation. The record is from RefSeq and is a predicted model, not a curated record.